Miscanthus lutarioriparius is the source of this 996-nucleotide messenger RNA. Lineage: Eukaryota; Viridiplantae; Streptophyta; Magnoliopsida; Poales; Poaceae. The record is from the annotation of a GenBank genome assembly.
AUGGAGAGCAGUUCUGCACCAGGACGACGGAGGGCAAGCACGGCAUCAUGGACGGGCUCUUCAGUGACCGCCUCUAAGGCCUCUGCCGCGCGACGGCUUCCGCCUCCGAGCGCCGCCGCACACGCACCAGCUUGGGAAACCAGAGCCACGGUCGGAUCUGAGGAGGGCGCGAAUCUGGGCAGGACGGCGGCAGUGGCAAGGAGAUCUGGGGAGGAGCGGGAUGGAAGACGACGACCGGCCGGAGCGGAGCGGGAUGGAAGACGACGGCUGGUCAGAGCGGAGCGGGCGGUGUGGAACUCCACCGUAGCUACGGGAGGUGUCAUCUUUGUUUAUGACCUCUCCCAGAGGAAAACAAAGACAAAUUUGAACAAGUGGGCAGUGGAAGUUGCUGAAUCUGGGACCUUUUCAGCUCCUUUUGGGUCUGGUGGUCCCGGUGGCCUUCCAGUUCCUUACCUAGUUAUUGCCAACAAAGUGGAUAUUGCUCCAAGAGAUGGUAGAAGAGUGAGCAGUGGGAAUCUUGUUGAUGUGGCUCGUCAAUGGGUUGAAAAACAAGGCCUGCUGCCAUCUAGUGAAGAACUGCCACUUGCAGAUAGCUUUCCUGGCAAUUCUGGUCUGCUCACGGCUGCCAAAGAGGCAAGAUAUGAUAAAGAAGCUCUAAUCAAGUUCUUCCGCAUGUUGAUAAGGAGGAGGUAUUUUUCGAAUGAGCUUCCUGCCCCUAGCCCAUGGUCACUAACUCCCAGAGAAGAUACCAUUCUUCCUGUAGAAACUGUGAAUGAUGAUGACAUGUUCCAAAGAAAAAGCUACGGUGGCCAGAGCUACAAAUACAAUGGGGUUGCCCCACUGCCUGCACAGCGGAACCUAACUCCACCCCCGACACUCUAUCCACAGCAGCCAAUGUCCUCUUCAUCAGAAAACUACAGAUACCACAGAUUUUCCUCCUCGUCAAUACCUGAUUCAAGUGGUGGUAGAACAAGCCGAGCAAACCUCAAUAUAUGA